This is a messenger RNA of Rotaria sordida, 534 nucleotides long. The record is from the annotation of a GenBank genome assembly. NCBI's taxonomy places the organism in Eukaryota, Metazoa, Rotifera, Eurotatoria, Philodinida, Philodinidae.
AUGGAUGAUCUAGAUGCACAUGAAGAAGUUUAUCCAUUAUCCAGAUAUUCACCUGAAACUCAACUGAAAAUAAAAAUAGCUCUGUUUAUUCGAGAUGCAUAUAUGAAUAAAACAAAUAACAAUGCUUUACUUAAUCUAAUUCGAGGAAUAUCCGCAAAAGAAAUUCCAAAUAAUUGUGAUAAACUUUGGAAUGAUUUAAAUGUAAAAUUUUUAUAUAAAACAAUAAUCUAUUGUUCAUCAUGUUCUAAAAAAUUACAACAUAUCAAACAAAGAUGUUCCAAUAAUGAAUGUCAAAAUCAAAUGCGUAAAAUUAAUUCAGAAUUAAUAUUAUUUGAUGUUGCUAAUGAAAUUCGUUCAAUUACUAUUAAAAAUUAUCAUCUUAUAAAAUGGUAUCAAGAAAAUCCUGAAAAUGGUCUACCAUAUGACAUUUUAUUUGGGAAUUUUUAUCGAACUAAAUCCUCGAAAAAUUGCUUAAGUUUAAUGUUAUCAACAGAUAGUAAACCAUUAACUAUAUCAACUAAUUCCUCUAUUUGA